This is a messenger RNA of Athalia rosae (coleseed sawfly), 327 nucleotides long. RefSeq lists its product as uncharacterized. The transcript has a single exon. NCBI's taxonomy places the organism in Eukaryota, Metazoa, Arthropoda, Insecta, Hymenoptera, Athaliidae. Gene Ontology annotation, biological process: protein deubiquitination. Bases 1 to 327 code for a protein of 108 amino acids. The record is from RefSeq and is a predicted model, not a curated record. Gene Ontology annotation, molecular function: cysteine-type deubiquitinase activity.
AUGAGCGUAAAAACUGACAUAUCAUCAGCAAACAGGUGUUUAAUUAUUCAGCUAAUGCUAUUUUCAGUAGAGAAUGGAAAAGUCACGAAAAUGAAUGGUUACGGUAUAAAAGCAGUACCUACAGAGAAAAUCAUGAUCUGCACCAAAGUGUACAAGGUUGAUAGUGCGAUAUUCCACCAUGGCCGCAACAUAACCGAAGGGCAUUAUACAAGCAUGCUUCGAGAAGGGACGUCUGCCUGGGUGAACGCUAAUGACGCGAACAUCAGAAAACAACCCUGGCCAAGAAAUGCUAAGGACGCAUACAUAUUCUUCUUGCGGCAAAUCUAA